GGCGUGGCCAGGACUCCCUGAGGGCGGUGGCGGCGAGAGGGGUCCGGGAGGGUCCGGCAGCCGGGAGAGGAUUUUGGUGGACAGUGCCUCACCCAAGCCAUGGCCACACGCCUCAGAUCGGCUGGCAGGAGCUGCACCGUGAUCGGGGGCUCGGGGUUCCUGGGGCAGCACAUGGUGGAGCAGCUGCUGGCCAGGGGCUACAGCGUCAACGUCUUCGACAUCCAGCAGAGCUUCCAGAGUGAGCAGGUGACCUUCUUCCUGGGAGACCUGUGUGACAAGGAGGCUCUGCUGCCAGCCCUGCAAGGGGUGUCUGUGGUGUUCCACUGUGCCUCACCAGCCCCUUCCAGUGACAACAGGGAGCUGUUCUACAAGGUGAAUUUUAUGGGAACCAAGGCAGUCAUUGAAGCCUGCAAAGAAGCUGGAGUGCAGAAAUUGGUGUUAACCAGCAGUGCCAGUGUAGUUUUUGAGGGCACAGACAUAAAAAAUGGCUCAGAAGAUCUGCCCUAUGCACAAAAACCUAUUGAUUACUACACAGAGACCAAGAUCCUGCAGGAGAAGGAGGUGCUCAGUGCAAACGACCCAGACAAGAAUUUCCUCACCACUGCAAUCCGUCCCCAUGGAAUCUUUGGUCCCAGGGACCCUCAGCUGGUGCCCAUCCUCAUCCAGGCAGCUCGGAGUGGCAAAAUGAAGUUCAUCAUUGGGGAUGGAAAGAACCUGGUGGAUUUCACCUACGUGGAGAACGUGGUGCAUGGGCACAUCCUGGCUGCAGAAAAGCUGCACAAAGGCUCCCCCCUGUGUGGGAAGGCCUUUCACAUCACCAACGAUGAACCCAUUCCCUUCUGGACCUUCAUGUCCCGCAUCCUGACCGGCCUGGACUACGACCCUCCCAAGUACCACAUUCCCUACUGGCUGGCCUAUUACCUGGCCCUGCUGCUGGCCCUGCUGCUGGCCCUGCUCAGGCCCCUGGUGACCAUCAAGGCCACCUUCACUCCCAUGAGGGUGGCCCUUGCUGGCACCUUCCACUACUACAGCUGUGAGAGGGCCAAGAGGGCCAUGGGCUACAGCCCCGUGGUCAGCCUGGACGAGGCCAUCGCCAGGACUGUGCAGAGCUACCCCAGCCUGCGCCGGGCCAGGGCCUGACUCCCUGCCUGGAGCCUCUCCAGCCUGUCUGCCACCAUUUCUGACAGCUCAACAUGGAGCACAGGGCAGCAGUUCCCAGG
This is a messenger RNA of Melozone crissalis (California towhee), 1220 nucleotides long. RefSeq names its product NAD(P) dependent steroid dehydrogenase-like (gene NSDHL). The coding region runs from base 100 to 1140 and encodes 346 amino acids. Gene Ontology annotation, biological process: steroid biosynthetic process. The record is from RefSeq and is a predicted model, not a curated record. Lineage: Eukaryota; Metazoa; Chordata; Aves; Passeriformes; Passerellidae. Gene Ontology annotation, molecular function: 3-beta-hydroxy-Delta5-steroid dehydrogenase (NAD+) activity. The transcript has 8 exons.